Messenger RNA from Cannabis sativa, 622 nucleotides. RefSeq names its product nuclear transcription factor Y subunit C-3-like. Gene Ontology annotation, cellular component: nucleus. The record is from RefSeq and is a predicted model, not a curated record. Lineage: Eukaryota; Viridiplantae; Streptophyta; Magnoliopsida; Rosales; Cannabaceae. Gene Ontology annotation, molecular function: protein heterodimerization activity; DNA-binding transcription activator activity, RNA polymerase II-specific. Gene Ontology annotation, biological process: regulation of DNA-templated transcription. The coding region runs from base 94 to 432 and encodes 112 amino acids. The transcript has a single exon.
UCUUAAAAAUAUAUAUAUGAUCAUCAAUUAAGAAAUUAAAAACAAAAAAAAAAAGUAAAGGUAAAGGUACUAAUACAUAAUAAUAAUAAUAUUAUGAGGCAAGCGGGAACAUAUUCAGGAAUAAGAUUUGGAGGGAAUGGGAGUCAUUGUUUGCCAUUAGCAAGGAUUAAGAAGAUUAUGAAGAGUAGUAGUGGUAGUGGUAGUGAUGAAGAAGUGAAAAUGAUAUCAGGAGAAGCUCCAAUUGUGUUUGCCAAGGCUUGUGAGCUUUUCAUCCAACAACUCACUCAUAAAUCUUGGACACUUACACUACAAUCCAAGAGGAGGAUUCUUCAUAAACACGACGUUGCUUCAGCUGUUCUAGCCACUGAUCUCUUCGACUUCUUACUUCCAUUGGUAGAACAUCAAAAUGAUGAUGAUGAUCUUAAGUCAUGAAUUACAGAAUUAAAGAGACUAUUAAUCUUGGACCAAUAAUAUACAUGAUUAUCUCAUAUAUAAUCAGACUGUAUAUAUUAUUAAUUAUCUUUAUUGUUUAUAUUUAUAUGGGGAAUCACUUAUAUAAUAUUUUUUUUUUUCUUAUUUUUACGGCAUGGAUUGCUCCGGUAGUUCUUAUUAGGGAUGUUCA